Molecule: messenger RNA, 3695 nt
Organism: Pristis pectinata (smalltooth sawfish)
Lineage: Eukaryota; Metazoa; Chordata; Chondrichthyes; Rhinopristiformes; Pristidae
Gene: cnr2
Product: cannabinoid receptor 2
Exons: 2
Coding region: 590-1738 (382 amino acids)
Biological process (GO): cannabinoid signaling pathway
Cellular component (GO): membrane
Molecular function (GO): cannabinoid receptor activity
Source: RefSeq, a predicted model, not a curated record
CAUAGUCAAAACAGCUUGGUUGGCAGUGUGUCUCUCUGGGUCUCUGGCAAUACAUUGCCCUGUAAGAACAGGUUCCUCGCAGAGAGUGACGCAUCGAUAACGCUGAUGGUCUAACACCAGCGUGUGGUGUUGGGGAAUUUCCCUUGUAACCUGUGAAAGAGCGAGCUGCAGACUGAGAGCGGAGGACCCAGUGACAGGAGACCAGCAGCCGAAAGACUGCAAGAGGGCGAGAGGCAAAGAGGAACUCGCAUACACAGAGGUGGUUUAAACAGAGCGGCGGCAAGCGAUCUGAGAGGAGGACGAUACACGACCCGAGGGGUUUGGUAUCCAGGGUCCAGCGGUACCUGUCAGACGCCAGGAGCCAACUUCACAUUCCUCGGAGGCGAUCAGUUGUAUCCAGACACGGUGAUUGGCAUGGGACACGCGAAGUGUAAUCAGGUAUAAAGUGGAGAAUUGGUGCUGAAGAGAUUAAAGAACACUGAAAAUUCCAUGUUUAAGAUCAUCUUUUGAGGUCCUCAAUCUGAUUAAAUCAACUUUAGAAGCACCGAGUAAUUCUGAAGGAUAGAACUUAAAUAUUCUGCUUGUAAAAAUGAAUGGAAAUGAUUCAACUCCAAAUUCCAACUCAACUCCAAAUUCACUCAUUUCUGACACUACAGUCACACAGGAUAAAAUAGUUUGUAACCAUACAGUAUUGCCUAUCGAACACUUCCUAAUCCUUACAGAAAGCCAAAAGAAAAUUAUUGCCACAUUGUGUUUGACAGUGGGGCCUUUUACUAUUUUGGAAAACAUCUUCAUUUUAUGUGUGAUAUUCUUUACUCCACAGCUCCGAAGUCGACCUUCUUAUUUAUUUAUUACUAGCCUUGCAACUGCCGACCUCAUGGCAAGUGCUGUAUUUGUUUACAGUUUUGUUGGCUUCCAUGUUUUUGAGUACAAGGACAAUAAGCACAUCUUUCUGUUUAAACUGGGAUGUGUCAUUGCAUCGUUCUCAGCUUCAGUGGGCAGUUUGCUCUUCACUGCUAUUGACAGGUACAUAUGCAUUCACAGGCCUUCUGAAUACAGGGCAAUUAUAACAAAGAGGAAAGCAGUGAACUGCAUUUUAGUUAUGUGGUUAAUUGUUAUUUUUAUAGGUUUACUUCCUUUAAUGGGAUGGAAUUGCUGUGAGUCACAUAAUUACUGUUCCGAGCUAUUUCCUUUAGUUGAUGAAGCCUAUUUAAUUUGCUGGAUAAUGCUUAUAACUUGUCUGUUAGUUUUAAUAAUUCAUGCCUAUAUACAUAUUCUAUGGAAGGCCCAUUUUCAUUCAGUCUACAUGGAGAAACAGAAAGAAGGAAGGAAAGGUCAAGUAAAAUUAGGACACAAACGUAUGGACAUUAAACUUGCCAAAACGCUAGGCCUAAUACUAAUCAUUUUGAUUACAUUUUGGUCUCCAGCCUUGGCUCUAAUGACAUAUGAUGUAUUUGCCAAAGUAAGCAAAGAUACCAAAAAGGUGUUUGCUUUUUGCAGCAUGCUAUGUUUGCUAAAUUCUACCAUGAAUCCAAUUGUUUAUGCGCUAAGGAGCAAAGAUAUGCGCCGUUCAAUAGUAAACAUAUUGUCUGGGUGCAAGAAGCAGCAGUCAUCUCUGGAGAGCAGUAUGGAGUCUGAUGGACAGAUCAAAAGCCAAAUUAUAAGUGUUUGUUCAUCAUGUGAUAAGUAUAGCCCUGUAACUUCAGAAAAUAGUACCUCACCCACCAUGCCUGUGUGAAAUAUUUCGUUGCUUGAACAACAAAACUUUCAGAACAACAAUUUACUUUAUGCAAAGAGGAAAAGCAGUCUAGCUGAUGGUACUUAUUUGGAUCCACAUGACUGGGGACUUCUUUCAAGUGAACACAUUUUCAGGCAUCAAGUGAUCCCAAUUCACCCAUUGAUGGAAUUUCUAUGUACUGAUACUUCAGAUAUGUUACAGAAUUUAAGAAUCACAUUUGCCAACUUUUCUGUAGGAAAAUAUUAGUAUGUAUUCCUGACUUUGGUGUCAAUUUCAUCAGCAUUUCAAAAUGUUAACAGCGCCUUUACACAUUCACUAUCAAAUAGCACUGUAUAUGGGUGACCAUGUUUCAUAAAUUCUGCAAUGGAUUUUCAAUAUGUAGCACAAUUUUAACAAACAAAUACCUUUCUGUCGAGUUAGUGCAAUAAACAUCGUGGCAAAUUAAUCUUAGAGGUAACAUAGAACAAGUUCAGAAAUGGGAAACUUUAUUAAAAUUUCUCAUUGGAUCAUAAUCCCACAUUGUAACCACUAAUCUGUUUGCAAAUGAUAAGUUCUCAUCAUGUUAAAACAAGUCUACUGAGCCAAACCAGAAGAGCUGAUAACAAUGUGAAUACUUUUUAUUGAUGUAUUUUUGUACAUAGUAAUAGCUUUGCUGUUUGGUCCAAGAACUGGUACAAACAAAAGUUCUGUUGAGUUUCACAAUUUAGAUUUAAAGAUAAUAAAAACAGAAAAUGUUGGAAAGCAGGUCAGGCUAUAUUCGUGUAAAGAGAAACAGAGUUAACAUUUCUGGUCAAAAGCCCUUCAUCAGAACUGGGAAUGAGAGAAAAACAAGUUAUUUUUAAUUUACAGGAAAGAUGGGAGAAGGGAUGUAUAGGAUGAAGGGAACAUCUGUAACAGGGUGAAGCUAGGAUUACCAUGGGGAUACAUUGUAGAAUUCUUCUGGUCAUUGGGUUAACUGGAGCAGUUAGAGGAUGCUAAAGCACACCAAGAAGUGUAAAAUGUUCUGAGAUGCAGGGCUAUGGGACGUGCCCAGCAGGUCAGUCUUUGCUAACGGAAGGAGAAAAACUGAGCCAGAAUCACAGAUGGAUGACUUACAGGAGAAACGACCAGUUCUGAUACAGACAGGGAAAACAGGUUAGCAUAAGUUGUAGAAUUUGAAAUUGAGUCCUGAAGGCUGCAUCAUGCCCAGACAGAAGAUGAGGUGCUGCUCCUCAAGACAUCACUCUUUAUUUCACAACAAUCUAUGCAUCUUUGUUUGUAUUAUUGUUCUCUAACUACCCCAUUAACCCACUGACUGGAGGACCUCUGCAACUUAUCCUCCUGGCAACCUUGGUGUCACCUUAUCGCUGAUGUUCACUUUGUCCUAUUCAUUCCUCCCUUCACCUUCUCUACAACUUAAAACAUUUUUUUCCAGUUCUGAUGACAGGACUUAGAGCAGAAAUGUUAACUCUGUUUCUCUUUUCACAUGUGCUGCCUAACCUUCUGAGUAUAUACAACAUUUUCUGGAUUUCCAGCAGCUGCAUUUUAGAUUUAAAGAUCCUUGUUUUAACCUAUGGAUUGCUGUAUAUUCCUGAUCUAUUACUUAAGUUUGUUUGCUAGCUGUGAUAAUAUACAGUAUUUAUGAUGGAGUUUCCAGUCUCCUGUGAUAACUCACCAAAUAAACAUUUGGUAAAUCGUCAUUACUGAUAAUUGGACCUUGUUUAACUUUUACUGAGGUUGAUGAUAAUAAAUAGCAGCUUCUUUCACAUUAUUGAUUAUCUGCAUGCAUUAUUAAAGAAAAUAAUGAAACCAGAAUGUGAUAUUUAUAUAAUUAUGGAUUGUUUAUGGAUUCCAUUUUGUGUAUAUUCCAUAACAUAGACAGAAAAAUCAUUUAAGUAAAUUAUAUUAUGAACUCAAGUGUGCAUCAUUUUGUUUGGAUGAGAACUGGAAUUGCAGCCAUGUUCUGUCCAAUGAUUUU